Molecule: messenger RNA, 504 nt
Organism: Drosophila kikkawai
Lineage: Eukaryota; Metazoa; Arthropoda; Insecta; Diptera; Drosophilidae
Product: calmodulin-like
Cellular component (GO): trans-Golgi network membrane
Molecular function (GO): calcium ion binding
Source: RefSeq, a predicted model, not a curated record
AUGGAUCAGCCAAAAAAUGUGGAAUACUCCCUUUACCUGUUCAUGGACGAGCUGAGUGGCGAGCGUUUGGCUGACUAUAAGCUUCGUUUCGAGCAGCUCAACAGGAACGAACGAGGAGUCAUCACGAUAACCGAACUGAGCGAUAUGGUACGGUCAAUGGGUGAGACUCCCUCAGACAAGGAACUCAAGGAAAUAUUCAAGGCCUCCGAUUUGGACGGCAAUGGCGAGAUCGACUUCAAGGAGUAUUGCUUUGUGAUGGCACAAUUCGAAAACGACGAAGAACGUGAGAUUUGCGACAUUUUCAAAAUGUUUGAUCGAGACGCCGAUGGUUAUAUAAGCGAAAAGGAUCUCUUAGAGCUAUUGGAUAACUCUGCUUUUAAGAGUGAAAGGCAGGCGGUCAGGCGAUUGAUUGAUUCUGUUGAUUGCGACGGAGAUGGCCAAAUAAAUUAUGAUGAGUUUUUGGCCUUGAUGAAGAGUGCUCUUGACUAUCCAAGUCUUGAGUGA